Siniperca chuatsi (mandarin fish) is the source of this 2539-nucleotide messenger RNA. It is a transcript of the gene bin2a, whose product is annotated as bridging integrator 2a. Gene Ontology annotation, molecular function: phospholipid binding; protein binding. The coding region runs from base 281 to 1720 and encodes 479 amino acids. NCBI's taxonomy places the organism in Eukaryota, Metazoa, Chordata, Actinopteri, Centrarchiformes, Sinipercidae. Gene Ontology annotation, biological process: phagocytosis, engulfment; podosome assembly; plasma membrane tubulation. Gene Ontology annotation, cellular component: plasma membrane; cytoplasm; podosome. The transcript is spliced from 13 exons. The record is from RefSeq and is a predicted model, not a curated record.
AAAAAAGAGAGAGACAAGGUGCAGACUCAGGGUGGUUGGGACAUGGGCAUGGCAAAUGGCUCUACUUGUUGCAGAGUAAGGCGUGUUCAAUAAAUCUUUUACCCAAGAUACUGCAGACAAUUGGUUCCAAAGUUCAAGGGUAAAAUAUCCAGGAGCACAGCGAAAGGGAGAGCCAGAAGAGGACAGGGAAGAGAGGAAGUGUCAAGGUGAUUCAUUUGUGAAAUUAUAAAGAAAUCAGUUGUUGGUGUCGACAGGAAUAAACACAGUCAGAAGACAAAAUAUGGCCGAGAGCACCACACCAAAAGGCAGCUCUGGUGACUUUGCUAAAAAAGUCCAAAGACGGCUGAGCAGAAGCAAAGAAAAGGUACUGCAAAGGCUGGGAAAGACGGUGGAGAGCAGGGAUGACCAAUUUGAACAUUCUCUCCAACAGUUUCAUGACCAGCAGAAUGAUGGGAACCGAAUAUACAAGGACCUGAGGAACUACAUUAAUGCAGUUAGAGACAUGCGUGAAGCUUCAAGACGCCUUUCCCAGUCUUUGUUUGAUGCCUAUGAAACUGACUGGGCUGGAGAGGAAGAUUUAGGAGCCAUUGUAGAGGGGGAGGAUCUACUGUGGAAUGACUACGAGGUGAAGCUAUUAGACCAGGCCAUACGCACCAUGGAGUCCUAUGUGAGCCAAUUCCCAGAUGUCAGGGAGAAAGUAGCCAAGAGGGGGAGAAAACUGGUCGACUACGACUCUUCCCUCCACCACCUGGAGGCACUGCAGACUGCUAAGAAGAGGGAUGAUGUCAAGCUAAACAAGGCAGAAGAAGAGAUGAAUGCUGCCAAAAGUGUCUAUGAAGGCAUCAACAAUGAGUUAAAAGAAGAGCUGCCUGUGCUGUAUCAAAGCCGUAUUGGAUGCUACGUUUCAGUCUUCUCAGCUGUAUCAAAUUUACGAGACAUCUUCUUUAAGGAAAUGAGCACGCUCAACCUUGAUCUACACAAUGUGAUAAAGGAGCUGCAAGCUCAGCAUCCGGACAAAAUGUUUGCUGUGAAGGGAAUGCAACGGUAUGGCUCCCUGAAGAGACGGACUCUGAUGUCCCCUAAGGCCUGGAAAGCCAGCUUUUCAGAGUUUCACAAGAGCUACAAUCCUAAAUCUAGCCAGAGGUUUAGUUUCAGGUCCCCAGACAAACCUCGCCACGGCACUCUGUCCAGAGAGAGCAGCACCCUUACAGUCUCCCCACAAUCACCUCUUCUGGAGGGCCCCACCUCCGAGUCCAGGGACCUGGAUGCAGGAUCGAGCCACAGUGAGAUCCACAGUUCUCCUGCGCAAGAAGACGCUGCAGCGGGGACGGCUGGAAACGAGCUGAAGUCGGGAGAAGACAGCAAUCAGGUGGAAGAGGAGAAGGCCAUGAAGGAAGAGGAGUCUGAGUCUAAGCGUCCUGUAGAGUCUGAUAAUAAGGGAGCUGGUGAGAAAGCUCCACCAAGUGAGAGCAGCUCUGAACUGAACAACUCCUGUGAUUCAGAGAGCUUGGAGCUCCAGCUGUCUGCAGCAGACGACGGCCCGCUGCACAUCGAAGAAAGCGAAGACAGCCCGGUAGACCUCCACACUCCUAAACCAAAUGGACUGGAGAAUGGUGAAGUUUCUGGGUUCAACUCUGACACUAAGGACCCGAGCAUUCCUCACAAGGAUGCCCCAGCAGAAAAACAGGCAUCAGUGGACUUAAAAAGCACAGUGGUUUAAAGUAUUCAGACUUUAAUACAAGAGAAGCACAGAGGAGAUUGAAGUGAACAGCUGCACAAGAGAAAAAAUGUGGAGACAGCCGCACUGAAGUGUCCAACUGGUGUCAUGAAUGAUGUACUGUGCAUUGACUCGUUGGUGUUAGUUUUCUUAUUUAUCUUUUAUUGAAAGCAGUUGUACAUACAGUUCACAGUCUGGGUAAAGCUUCAUCUGUUGUAUUUUUGUAACAGCUUAAUUAUCCUUUCAAAAGAAUUACUGCAGGGUGAUUUUGUCAUUUUUGGACCUGACUUUAUCUCACAGAUUCCAUUAUAUUCUGCACUAAAAUCAGAGCAGUUAUUUCAUGUAUCCAAUGUUAGCAAACAUAAUGCACUAAUAGGUUUACAUUGUCACUGUAUGCAGAUGUACUGUGCUGUGGUCUCAGUGUCGAAAGGAACUGAGCUAAAUGCCACUCUCCACUGACCAACUGAAACUACUGAAACUACAUAGAAGUUUCAAUUAUUUUCUUUUUUUUUUUAAAUCUUUUACUUUUUAACCAGUUUUGUUGGCAGGGAUUCAGCUGGGAUUCAUUUUUUGAACUUCAUUUUCCAUUUUAGUUUGAAUUAAAUGUAAGUAUGUUUGAUUUUUUAAGUCACAAAACUGCAAUCUGUUAAUUAGGUGUGCGCUGUGAAGAUAAAUCAUUGUGUAAUUCUGAACAGUGAUCUUUUUUGUAUCAUGUUUAUACUAAUUUGUAUAAUUUUAACUAUUUGGUGAAUGUGUUAAGAUAGAUAUACAGAAAUUAUUAUGAAAUGUGUACACAAUAAAUCGCAACUGACACACCCUGGA